This is a messenger RNA of Octopus sinensis (East Asian common octopus), 2233 nucleotides long. Its product is annotated as complexin. The transcript is spliced from 6 exons. The coding region runs from base 615 to 1073 and encodes 152 amino acids. Lineage: Eukaryota; Metazoa; Mollusca; Cephalopoda; Octopoda; Octopodidae. The record is from RefSeq and is a predicted model, not a curated record. Gene Ontology annotation, cellular component: terminal bouton; SNARE complex. Gene Ontology annotation, molecular function: syntaxin binding. Gene Ontology annotation, biological process: neurotransmitter transport; synaptic vesicle exocytosis; regulation of neurotransmitter secretion.
UGUUUUCACAAGCUGAUUGUCAUUGUUGUCUUUCGAGGUGCUAUCACAACAACAGUAGCAACAAGAUAAAGCUGCUACUGUAUAUAUAAAUAAAUAUAUAUACAUAUAUAUAUAUAUAAAUAUAUAUAUAUUUCUAUAUAUAUAUACAUAUAUAUGUGUAUGUAUAUAUAUCAACACAGGCGUACACAUAUGAAAAUCAUAUGACGCACAUAUACCUACAUAAGUAAGUAUAUGUAAAUGUAUACGCAUAGAUGACAAUAUCUUUGUAGACUCGUCAUACAUCAAAUAUGCCUUUCCAGAGUUAUUGAGGAACAUCCAGAAGAUCUGUAGUAGCACACGGUUCCAUAACUCUCUCUUUGCCAAGACAACAACAAACUACUACAACUAUUGUCAAUUGUACUUUUUCUCAUUCUAAAAGAAAAAUCAUCGCUGCUACUUCACGUUCGCUUAUAAGUGUUACCAUUCACUCAUUUUCUACAGCUCCGUUAGUGGUUUACUGUCACUUGUGGUAAAAGGAUACGUCAAGAUUUAGAAAAUUUUCAUUCUGACAACAAUUAAUCCAGAUAGCAAAAACAAUUUGUAUCUAGAUAAGAAGCAUUUAAAAAUUUUCAAUAAUGGCGGCAUUUAUUGCAAAACAAAUGGUUGGAGACCAACUGAAGUCUGUGAAAGCUAUGGGAGGUGAUGAAGGUGACAAAGAAGGGAAUGAGAAUGCAGAAGAAGAGGCUGCAGCUAUUGAAGAAGCCAGAAGAGAAGCCGAGGAGAGACGUAAAGAAAAACACAGGAAAAUGGAAGAAGAGCGAGAAGAAAUGCGUCAAAGUAUACGUGACAAGUAUGGACUUAAAAAGAAGGUAAAAGAGGAACCAGAGGCAGAACCUGAUUUAGACGAGGGUCGAGUUGGCCGCAAGAAAAAAACAAAAGAGGAACUUGCAGCCGAAGCUAAUGAAGAAGAUGAUGAUGAUGACUUCGCAAAAUUUCCUACAAACUUAAGUGAUCUCACCUCCAAAGUCUCGGAAUUGCCGCAAAAAAUGGCGGCAAGUGUAGGGGAGGUUACUGAGAAGUGUUCAUUGCAGUGAAUGUGGGCCAAUCUCACUCCUUGAAGUAACACAGUUGGGAUUCUGGCUUUACCUACCAUUCACCAGUUCUUACAUAAAAAAAGCAAUGUUUUAUGUGAGGCACCAACAAGAUGUUUCAAAGUCAGAACAAUCUGGCUUUAGCACUGAUGUUAUUUUUUUUAUUUUGAAUUUUUAUUUAUUUGAUUUUUUCGUUACUCCAUUUAAAAAUGUGGAUGUAUGCAUACAAACCGAGUUAGUUGUCUAGAAGUAGAGCUUAUCAGUGUCAAUGUAUGUGACCCUUCCACUGCACACAUACACAUACCUGCCUAAUUAUCGGAGAUGGCAACUUCUUUGUGACCUGCCACUAACUGUUGUCCAAUUGAAAAACAACUAAGCAUGUAAUUGUAUCUCUCCCCCCAAAUAUUUUAUUUAUGAAGCCAUUCUCCAAUAUCACUUCGAAUCAAUUUCUUUCUUUUAAUUUAAAAGUUAUUUUUACAUGUGGUUGUAUAUUUUAAAAGUUUUAGUUAGGAUAGCAAUAAUUUAUUUUGUUUUUUAACAUUAUGCCUUGUUACUAGAUCAAAUAAUAUUCAUACAAAAAUGUCCAUCUGUAAAACAUCACACAGCAUAUCAUUACGAUGAAAUGCAUACAUUAAGCACAACCCCCACCUCUUUCCUGUCUUUAACGUAAAAGGUUGACAGUGGUAAUCACAGCGUCACUGAAAGCCUGAUACGUGAGGCAACCAAAUAACAAACAAAAGUAAUUAACUAUUUCCUAUCAACAGCAAUAACGAGAUUGAAGAAAUAACGAAGACGGAAUUAUAUUUAUAUAAAUUAUGUUGAUAUACAAAGAGAUAUUAGGAAACCUUGCUCUCUCUCUCUCUCCUCUUUCUCUCUCUCUCUCUCUCUCUCCCUCCUUCUCUCUCAUUAACUGUAGAAAGGAAAUAGCUGAUACUUUUGAAAGAUAUUAUUUUAUUCAGACAUAUCUUUGUAAUGAAUUCUUAUAUUUUAAAUAAUUGUUUCAAGAUGACAACUUGAAUAACGUUAACAAAUUAACACAAUAAUAAAAGUGAAUAACACAACAGCCUGCUGAACAUUUAUCCACAGAUUCAUAAAGAUGACUUUUGAUACCACCUUGUUAAUAACACUUCGUACUACAGCGGCAUAUAUAAUUAACUAUUAAA